UUGCGCUUUUGUUCUAUUCGGUUCUUACAUCCGUCUCGGUCUACUUUUUGAGUGAGAAGCCAAAAAAUUAGUUGACUCUCAGACAGACUAAAAUUCGAAUAGCAAAGUUAAUUUGUCCCAUCUUUUUCUAUAUUCAACUGGCCACAUCUGCGGAUUGCAAUAUGGCAGAUUCUGAUGAUGAAUAUGAUAGAAAAAGGCGGGAUAAAUUCAGGGGUGAGAGAACUGAGUCAUAUUCGCGGGAGAGAAGAGAGGAUCGCAGACGUGAUGACUGGGUUGAUAGGGAGUGGUCCAGUCGUCCUAGACAGCGUCCCGAAUAUCGAGAAUAUCGAGGUGGAGGUAGCGGAGGACGUGACCGUUACAGUCCCGCGAGAUCUCAGGAAAUGGCGCAGCCUUUGAAACGGAUGCGUUUCGAUUGGGACGACAGACCUAGAUACGGACACGAUUAUUACGGCGGUGGAGGUGGCAGUGGUGGUGGUGGUGCCGGNGGCGGCGGUGGCGGCGGCGGCGGUGGCGGUGCCGGCGCUGGCAAUUCUUGGAGUCCCGAUCAUUACGCACCACCUCAUCAUAGCAACCAUCACUAUGGCAACCAUAGUAACAGCAACAGUCGAGAAGUAGCUGGUAAUUUCAGUACUUCGAAUGUUGAAACUCAACCACCUAUGAUGUCAUUUAAAGCAUUCCUUGGUACUCAAGAAGAUACUAUUACCGAUGAAGAAGCCAUUAAACGCUACAAUGAGUACAAAUUGGAAUUCAAGAGACAACAGCUUAAUGAAUUCUUCGUUGCGCACAAAGAUGAAGAAUGGUUCAAAAUAAAAUAUCAUCCUGAAGAAUCGGUGAAGAGAAAAGAAGAGCAGGUAGCAGCAUUAAAGAAACGCGUCGACGUUUUUAUGGACUUGCUAGAUUCGAAGGCAAUAGAUAAAGUGUCGAUUGAUGCCGAUCAAGCGGACGCAUUGCUGUAUCUUUUAGAUGCGGUAGUUAUCAAGCUGGAAGGAGGGACGGAAGAAGAUUUGCAGGUUUUGAGUAUUAAACCACCCAAACCUAUGAUAGCUAAAGAUGUUUCCAAGGAAAAAGAAGAUAACAAAGCUAAAUCUGUGACAGAAAAGAAACCUGAAAACAGCGCUAGUGACGAAAACAAAAUGGAUGACGUGCAGACCGAAGAAAAAAAUGCCAAAACUGACACUAUUCAUGUUAAAAUCGAGAACGCGGAAAAAUUAUCAAACAGCAGCAGCAGCAACAGCAGCAGCAGUAGUUCUUCCGGUAGUGACAAUAACAAACCGGAUACAGCAACAACAGAAACUCCUGCUACUGUAAAAGUGGAGACCGCUAACGAGAAAGGGGCGGAAGAAAAUGCCAAUGAAAAAGACGCUAAAGAAGAAAAUCAGGAAGACAAAACGGAAUCAAAACCUGCCAAUAAAACGUCUACUAUCGAACCAGAAGCGGUGAUUGAUUUAGCCAGUGAAGACAAAGACAAAGAACCGAGAGCCUUACAUAAAACGAGCAGUAUCUUCCUUCGUAAUUUAGCUCCGACUAUCACCAAAGCAGAGGUCGAAGCGAUGUGCAAACGGUUUCCUGGAUUCUUACGUGUGGCUAUAGCAGAUCCACAACCAGAAAGACGAUGGUUCCGCCGUGGUUGGGUAUCUUUCAAGAGACAAUCAAAUAUCAAAGAUAUUUGUUGGAGUUUGAAUAAUAUUAGACUUCGUGAUUGCGAGCUCGGUGCGAUAGUGAACAGAGAUCUGUCGCGACGAAUUCGAUCGGUAAAUGGCUUGACAUCUCACAAACAAAUAGUUCGGCACGACAUCAAGCUCAGUGCUAAAAUUGUUCACAAUUUGGACAAUAGAGUAGGGUUGUGGAAAGAGGAGAAGAAGGAUGAGAGUGCAGGAAAACAGGAAGAAAAUAAGGAGAACAAAACCGAUCAAAGUACCAUUGAGAUUGAGCAAUCUGCUUUUGGAUUGUCAUCUAAAAAUCCAGUAUUGAAGAACAUAACAGAUUAUCUGAUAGAGGAAGCUUCAGCCGAGGAGGAAGAAUUACUAGGUAUGUCGGGAGAACAAGAAGAAGGUCAAUUGGGUGACGGAGACAGUUCGAUCGAGAGGGAUCCAAUUUUGAUCAAGGUAUUGGAUAGACUAUUGCUGUACUUGAGAAUCGUUCAUUCGGUCGAUUACUACAAUCAUUGCGAAUAUCCGAACGAAGAUGAGAUGCCAAAUAGAUGUGGAAUAAUGCACGUGAGAGGACCGGCGCCCAGCAGCAAGAUUUCCAGUGCGGAAUUAUCGGAAUAUUGUCGUAAUUUCGAGAGCAAAAUGUCUGCUUUUCUACAACCGAUAGCCACCUUAUCGGUCGAAGAAUUCGAGAAACUGGGCGCUAAAAAUGCCGAAGCUGAAGUCGAGAAAUUCGUUCAAGCCAACACCCAAGAAUUGUCAAAAGACAAAUGGCUAUGUCCUCUUAGCGGGAAGAAAUUCAAAGGACCCGAUUUUAUUCGCAAACAUAUUUUCAACAAGCAUUCUGAAAAAGUUGCUGAAGUAAAAGCGGAAGCUGAAUAUUUCAACAACUAUCUGAAGGAUCCGAAAAGACCUCAGCUUCCUGAACAUCCUGGUAACAAGGUCCCACUAAGAGAGCCACGCGAUACUUUCUCUUCAUAUCCGAACUCAUUUGCCAAUUACGGCGGUGGAUAUGGCGGCAACCGUGGCGGUUAUGGUUCCGGCUACGGCGGGGGAUUUGGUGGCGGAUUUGGGGCACCGCGAUCUAAUCGUGGCGGAUUUGCUCGAGGACGUGGCGGUAGCGAUUUCCGACCCAUCAUACAUUAUCGAGACCUUGAUGCGCCGCGAGAACCGGAUGAAUUCCUAUAAGAUGAUCACGUUAAGAGGUAUUAUUACUACUUGACACAAAGAUAUAUAGAUGUAAUAUGUUUAGAGAAUCACACUUGAAGCUUCUUCAACGUUACAUUUUUUUAUAUAUAACAGUAUUCAUAAAUGUAUGAAUAUAGCAUACUUGUGUCCAUAUAUUUAAAUAAUAAACUUUUGGCCAAAUA
Molecule: messenger RNA, 3019 nt
Organism: Pseudomyrmex gracilis
Lineage: Eukaryota; Metazoa; Arthropoda; Insecta; Hymenoptera; Formicidae
Gene: Ars2
Product: serrate RNA effector molecule homolog
Exons: 15
Coding region: 162-2837 (891 amino acids)
Biological process (GO): primary miRNA processing; mRNA processing
Cellular component (GO): nuclear body
Molecular function (GO): nucleic acid binding
Source: RefSeq, a predicted model, not a curated record